Molecule: messenger RNA, 1109 nt
Organism: Symbiodinium necroappetens
Lineage: Eukaryota; Dinophyceae; Suessiales; Symbiodiniaceae
Source: the annotation of a GenBank genome assembly
AUGGGAGGUAAACAGCUUCGCUUUUGGCUCCUGAAGCCCAAGUUUGAAAAGAAGAUCACCAUCGAUCAGCAAGCACGUGACGAUGGAUACAGAUUCAUCCGUGACUUCGGCCCCAAAAGCAACAACAAGAACCAAUUCAUGGAAUGGACCGACGAGUACAUUAACACACCGGGUAGCAAAAUCGAAGGGUGGACGGAGGGAAAGGUCAAGGAGGCACUCCACAAUUACAUGCGAGGACGCCAGAACGCAAAAACGCUCGAAUAUUGGCCGUUCACAUUGAAAUCCUUCGCCCCAUGGUUCUUCGACCGCAUCCUCACUCGCAUGCUACCAACCAUGCGCCAGCACUCCAUCACCUGGAUUGGGCGUACACGGACCGGCAAAUCGUUGGGAUCCAAAACAGUCUUGUUUGCACAGUCUAAGUUUGAAAUCGAUUUGGCGGAGCGAGCAGACUUGGUUCCAUCCAUUCUCACGGCGAAGCAUCUCGAUUUCUUUAAGGCGGAGCCUCUCACCAAGUUCAAACCAGGGGUGUUUGAUGACGGCAUGUUGCAAAAGAUGGACGCUUCGUUUUUGAAAGCCUUCCUCAACCCGUCCGAAGAAGAUGCCACCGUUUGGGCGCGGUACUCAUCAGCUCAUUUCGAACAAGGUGCCGGACGCCACGCAUGCAACAAUCCCUAUGACCGCAAAGUUGACGAAGACAUGUUCGCGAAAAUGAAGACCACGAAGCUUUGGGAAACUUCUUACAGCGACUUUGUCAAGUUGAUCAUGCCUUCAUUCACAGCAGUGGACGACGAAGAAGACUUGGACGCGAUUCUGGCCCGCACGCACCUCAUUGUCCUUACAGACAAUGGUAUUUAUCAUCGUGUAGCAUCUACGGGGAAAGGGUCAGUAGACUUCAUUGCGUGGGACACUGAGCCGAAGGACUUGCUUGCUCCCUCCCAGCAUGCAAUCUUCAAAUCGUACAAAAUGAAUCCACAAGGACAUCAGCUUCCCCCCUCCUUCCAUGAGGAUUCCGCAUGGUCGCAGGAAGCUCUCCGACGUCUAGUAAAUGGCGAACAACUUCCACGAGGCUAUAUCGUAUACAGACCCAGGAGCAUGGUCGGCGAUGCUAG